Miscanthus lutarioriparius is the source of this 264-nucleotide messenger RNA. The record is from the annotation of a GenBank genome assembly. Lineage: Eukaryota; Viridiplantae; Streptophyta; Magnoliopsida; Poales; Poaceae.
AUGAAGCCUACAACGGUGGCACUGCUCAUUUUGAUGAACAUGAUGUGCACUAUUGGAUACUUUGAUCAUGCAAGUUUUCUUGGAACAAAGGCACAAGAAACCACCUUGCUGGCAAAUUCAUAUGGAAGCAAUAAUGAAGGAACCGGUUCUAUGAAGGGCAUAAAUCUCGGAAGGAAGCUGACGAAUGCGGCCCACGACUUUCGUCCUAGAGAUAUCUGCUGCAAAAUGCCCCACAAUCCUUGCAAACUGACAUAUGCUUGUUAG